Caenorhabditis elegans is the source of this 873-nucleotide messenger RNA. RefSeq lists its product as uncharacterized. The transcript is spliced from 2 exons. Bases 107 to 469 code for a protein of 120 amino acids. NCBI's taxonomy places the organism in Eukaryota, Metazoa, Nematoda, Chromadorea, Rhabditida, Rhabditidae. The record is from RefSeq and is marked reviewed.
ACUGCACCGAUAUUAACCCUGAUGUACAUGCAUAAUUUAUUUACAAACUCAUAUCAUCAUCAUCUUUUUCACUUUUCCCCCUUGAUUGCAGCCAAUGAUUCCGACAAUGAGCGCUCCUCCAGAGUACUGUGAGACUGUUGAUGAGACAAUUGCGUCACACUCAAAAGAUGAAAUGCCUCCGAUUUAUGUGAUGGAUGUGAGCAAUUUGACGUGGCACAGAGCAUUUCCGCCGACUUAUGAUGAUGAAGAACGGCAAAUUGAUGAGGAGCCAAUGAGAAGUAUAGAAGCUGAAAUUGAUCGAGAACAAACGCGAAUGUACCGCUGUGGUCCGUGCGUUCUCUCAGAGACAAAGUCGUUCCUUCUCUGCUUCUUCACCGUGUUUCUUGGUCUUCUAAUCCUCUUGCCAACACUGUUCUUCGUCAGCGUUCUCUCGAAAGAUCAGGAUCCAAACAUAUCGCCCAGUAUUUGAUAACAAACUUAUUCUAGCAACAAUUCUUGUAUAAACCGUAUUCUUUUUGAUUAGCAGCAGUAAAGUGUGAUUGCCUAAAAUUGAUUCAAGUGAGAGAAGUUUUUCUAUGCAUUAAAAAUUAAACUUCCGAUUUUCAGCAUUUUUGCUUAAACUAUUAUUUUUGGCAAGGACCAAAAUCAAUUAAUCAAUAGCGUGGGGAUUCAUGUACAUAGAUGUCAAAGCUCCUGUUUAGAGACCAGCAGCUCGUAAAGUUUCCUGCAGGCACUGCGCCCUGAAACUGCGCCUGCCUACAAUGUAAGGCCCUGGCGUGUUUUUGUAACACCCCUUUUUAUGGUACCAAUUGAAAAGAAUACGGUAUUUUUAUUUGAUCUCACAACCAAAUUUAAAAUUUAAUUGUAAUUUUU